Molecule: messenger RNA, 813 nt
Organism: Lodderomyces pseudojiufengensis
Lineage: Eukaryota; Fungi; Ascomycota; Pichiomycetes; Serinales; Debaryomycetaceae
Exons: 1
Coding region: 1-813 (270 amino acids)
Source: RefSeq, a predicted model, not a curated record
AUGACUAAUUAUAAACCUUUAAAUCAAUCAAUUGAUGAUGAUAAAAAUAAACAUUCUACAGAAAAUUUAAUUGAUACUACAACCGAUAAUACUAAUAUUAAUAAUCCAAGUUCUAAUCCUUGGAAGUUCCCAAUCUCAAUUUCCUUCACUUCUGAACCGAGUGAAUCAAAUAAAGAAAGAUCUGAGCUGAAUGGAAUAGAACAAGAGACAUUUGGACUGGAUAAAUUGAACCAGGAAUCAUCGAAACAAGUUAAAUCAAAUCAUGAAACAUCAAAACUGAAGAAGUUCCCAAUUUCAAUUUCUUUUACAUCUGAACCAAAAAAAAAAAAUGAAGAAAUAUCUGAACCGGACGAAAUCAAACAAGAAUCAAACCAGGAAUCAAUGGAACAAGAGAAACCAAAUCAUGAAACAUCCGAACUGGAUAUACCACACGAAGAAACAUCUGAACUGGAUAAAUUAAAUCAAGAAACAUCAACAAAAAAUUUGGAUGAUCUUGAAACACAAAGAGAACAACCACAAUUACCAUUAACAGGUUCAAAAGCUGGAAAAAUUGUAUUUUCUUUAGUAUCAGGAUCUAUAAUUUUUUUUUCUUCAAUAAUGAUGAUAUCAUUUGGAGAAAAUAAAUUAGUUAAAUGUUUUGGAAUAUUUGGUUUUAAUAUUUCAAUGUAUUUAUUAUUUAUUGCUGGUUGUAUUAUUUUUGAAUUAAAUAAAAUUCAUGGUGAACGUCAAUUUUCAGAUGUUUUGGGAGCUGCUUUAAUUGCUACUAUUUUAUUUCUGAUUGGUAUUAUUUGGUUAGUUCUUAAAUAUUUAUAA